AUGAAGCAGAUGGGUUUCCCGGAUAGGUGGUGUUUGUGGAUUAAAGGUAUCUUGGAAUCGGCUAGGUCCUCGGUUUUAGUUAACGGAUCUCCGACUUUCGAGUUCCAAUGCUCCAAAGGGUUACGUCAAGGAGACCCUAUCUCACCGUUUCUUUUUAUCAUGGUUAUGGAGGUGCUUUCGUGUAUGAUUGAAAAAGCAAGAAGUGAAGAGGUGGUCACGGGCAUUCAAAUUCCAAAUGGUCCUUGUGUUUCUCAUUUGUUCUAUGCGGACGAUGCGAUCAUCCUUGGGGAGUGGUCGGAGUUGAAUAUUAGGAAUGUGGUCCGUAUUCUUCGGGUUUUCAAUAUUUGUUCCGGUUUAAGAAUUAAUCUAGAAAAGUCUAAUAUUUUUGCGGUGGGGGUGCCUUCGGCUGAAUUGGAUUCUAUGGCUAAUUGCGUGGGUUGUUUGGCGGGAAGUUUUCCGUUCAAAUAUCUCGGUCUUAUGGUUGGGGCGAACAUGAAUCGGGUCUGCAAUUGGAAACCGGUUUAUGAUGUGUUCGACGCUCGGUUGGCCAAAUGGAAGGCAAAGUUGCUUUCCGUUGGAGGUCGGAUUACUUUGAUUAAAGCGACCAUUGAAGCUUUACAUUCGGUGAGAAACGGUGGUGUGUUUCUUCCUGCUAAAAAAUCCCUAUCAGGAGUGUGGUAUAAUAUUGCUCCGGUUUUAUGUAAAACUAACAUUAACGGGACCCCAUUAAGAAGCUUUUUCAAAGCCUCGGUGGGGAACGGCAGUUCGACGGCAUUCUGGUUGGAUCCGUGGGUCUGCAACAGACCUUUAAAAGAGGCAUUCCCAGCUUUAUUUCAGCUCGAGAUGGAUAAAUCUUGUAAGGUCAGUGUGUGCUUUGGCCUAAAUCAGCGGUUCAUUUGGAGAUGGAGAAGACCGUUAUCGUCUGAAACGGAAGUCAAUGAGCUGGUGAAUCUUUGUUCGCUAAUGGUUCAGGUAACUUUGAGUCAGAAUAUAGAUAAAUGGGAAUGGAUCGGUGCCGCGGAUAAGGAAUUUAGCGUCAAGGCUGUAAAGAAGCUCCUCGAUUCAGACAGGUUAGGCUUGGAGAAUUAUGUGAUUGAAGAUUGUAAAUGGAUUCCGAAAAAAUGCUCUAUUUUUAUUUGGAAAGCUGAGAUGGGAAGAAUAGCGACAACGGAUGAACUAAGGAAAAGGAAUAUCGAUGUUGGAGAUUCGGGUUGCUGUCUUUGCGGGGAGGUAAACGAAAGUAUCGAACACAUAUUUACUGGGUGUUCGGUUGCUUCUAUGUUGUGGUCCUUUAUUAGCAGCUGGUGCAAGUGUCAAAACUUCAUGAUUUUCUCGUUCAGAGACUUAAUCGAAGUUCACAACCAUGUGGGGUUGAGUGGUCAGAAAAUUGAAGUGGUUAAAGGCCUUAUUCACAUCGGUUGCUGGAGCUUAUGGAAAAUAAGGAAUGAAGCGAGAUUUAAUAACAAACCGGGUGGGCUUUUAAGUUGGGCUAUAUAA
Messenger RNA from Helianthus annuus (common sunflower), 1497 nucleotides. RefSeq lists its product as uncharacterized. Bases 1 to 1497 code for a protein of 498 amino acids. The transcript is spliced from 3 exons. The record is from RefSeq and is a predicted model, not a curated record. NCBI's taxonomy places the organism in Eukaryota, Viridiplantae, Streptophyta, Magnoliopsida, Asterales, Asteraceae.